Messenger RNA from Pedinophyceae sp. YPF-701, 3054 nucleotides. Lineage: Eukaryota; Viridiplantae; Chlorophyta; Pedinophyceae. The record is from the annotation of a GenBank genome assembly.
AUGACCUGGUUUAAGAAGAAAGACAAGGCGAAGGCCGGGGAGUCGAAGGACGAGGGCAAGGCCACCAGCCGGGGCGCCCAAAACAAGGGGCUGUCGCUCCCGCCGGAUCUGGAUCCCUCGAAUGCCGGCGCGAUCUACUCCUCUGCGCUCCUCAAAGGGCAGUUCGGGCCGCUCACGGCCGCGGAGUACAAGCAGCGGCUCACGACGUCCGGCGGGGUGCGCUCGUGGUACCUCCCCAACGCCGGGUACACCGUCAAGUACGCGUACGUCAGCCAGCGCGGGCUGUACCCGGACAAGCUCGACAAGGCCAACCAGGACGCGCUGUGCGCGCACGUCAACUUCGCUGACGACGGCGACCAGCUUCUCUUCGGGGUCUUCGACGGCCACGGGGAGCACGGGACGCCGUGCGCGCAGUACGCCAUGCAGCGCGUCCCGAUGCUCAUGAAGCAGGACCCGGAGCUGAGCAAGAACCCGCACGUGGCGUUUUUCAACGCGUUCGUGAACGCGAACGAGCAGAUGCACCAGUCCAACAUCGACGACACCAUGUCCGGCACGACGGGCAUCUGCGUGCUCGUCCGCGGGCGCCGCAUCUACGUCGCGAACGUCGGGGACUCGCGCGCGAUCAUCAGCGAGCAGCGCCCCGACGGCACGCACGGCGCGCAGGACCUCUCGUCGGACCAGACGCCCUUUCGGCGCGACGAGAUCGACCGCGUGCGGCAGUGCGGCGCCGUCGUGCUCACGCUCGACCAGCUCGAGGGCAUCAAGGACCCCACGAUCGACACGUGGACCAACGAGUACGAGGACGACGGCGACCCCCCGCGGCUGUGGCUCCCGCACUCGAUGUACCCGGGCACGGCCUUCACGCGGUCCCUCGGCGACGCCAUCGCGGAGCGCAUCGGCGUGUUCGCGGAGCCGGAGGUGCUCAUCAAGAAGCUGACGCCGCGCAACAAGCUGGUGAUCAUCGCCUCGGACGGCGUGUUUGAGUUUUUGCCGUCGCAGUCGGUGAUCGACAUGGCGACCAAGUUCGCCGACCCCGAGGAGGCGGCGCUGUCGAUCGUCGCGGAGUCGUACCGCCUGUGGCUGCAGCACGAGACGCGCACCGACGACAUCACCAUCAUCGUGCUGCAGAUCGAGGGCCUCGUCGACGACGGCGCCGAGGAGGACGACGUGAUCGUGACCAACCAGACCGUGCACGGCGGGGACGCCGCGCUCGGCCUCCUCGAGCCCGCGUUCCCGCCCGUGCUCGGCAGCGCGGGCGAGGAGCUCACCGUCGACGUGCAGGCGCUGCGGUCGAGCCGCACCGAGAGCGAGGUCGACAUGCUCGAGGGGCUCACGCGCGGGAACUUCGUGCUCGCGGCGCUGUCGCCCGAGGAGCGCGAGGCCGUGUACAGCGUCGUGCAGCGGCAGAGGGUCAAGGCGGGCGAGGCGGUGAUCAACCAGGGCGGCAUCGGGGACUGCUUCUACGUGGUCAAGAGCGGGGAGUUCGACGUGUACGUGUCGCCGGCGCCCGGGGAGGAGCCCGAGAAGGUGUACACGUACCUCGUCGACGGCGGCGAGCACCCGUCGUUCGGCGAGCUGGGCCUCCUGUACGGGAAGCCGCGCGCCGCCAUGGUGGUGGCGGCGACGGAGGGGGAGCUGCUGUACCUGCAGCGCGCGGCGUUCAAGGCGGUGCUCGCGUCGCUGGACCUCGGCCCGGUCCUCCAGGCGCUGCGGAAGGUCGACCUGCUGUCGUGCCUGAUGCCGUGCGAGGUGCAGCUGCUGGCCGACCUUAUGCAGAGCCGGACGUUCGAGCCGGGGCAGGCGAUCGUGCGGCAGGGCGAGGUCGGGGACUCGUUCAGCAUCAUCCUGGACGGCGAGGUCGCGGUGACCGUGGCGCGGAACGCGAACGAGGAGCCGAAGCAGGUGCUGACGAUGGGGCGCUUCCAGUACUUCGGCGAGCGCGCGCUGCUGCAGGAGAGCAAGCGCGCGGCGAACGUGAUCGCGGUGAACAGCGUGACGGUGCUCGAGGUGUCGCGCGCGGACGUGGAGGAGCACCUCGGGCCGCUCAAGGCCAUGGCCGAGCAGCACAAGCGGUGGCAGGCGGCGGUGGCGGCGGCGGCGAAGAAGGUCCCGGGGCCGCCGCCGACGCCGCUCACGGCCGAGUCGCUGAGCGCGCACGGGACGCUGUGGGCGUACGGCGACAUGGCGGUGCGGCGGUACGAGCAGCCGGGGACGGGGAGCGCCUACCUGGUGCGCGCGACGGCGAUGCCGGCGGGGUUCGUGCAGGUGCCGGUGCUCAAGGGGCGCGACGCGCACCAGGCGGUGCCCGUCACGGCGCUGGUGCCGCGGGAGGUGGCGGUGCUGAAGACGUCGCGGGCGGUGAUGGAGGUGGUGGACGCGCGGCCGCUGUGCACGCUGCAGCAGCUGGCGCAGCAGCAGCCGCAGCAGCGGUUCGACGAGAAGACGGUGCAGUACGUCGCGGCGUCGCUGGUGACGGCGCUGGAGAGCUGCCACCGGUGCGGGGUGGUGUACCGCGGCCUGUCGACCGACACGGUGGUGGUGUCCGAGGAGGGCGUGGUGCAGCUGUGCGAGUUCCGGCACGCGAAGCGCAUCCACGGGCGCACGUACACGAUGUGCGGCUCGCCGGAGUUCAUGGCGCCGGAGAUGCUGGAGAUGCGCGGGCACACGGAGGCAGUCGACUGGUGGGCGCUGGGCGUGCUGGUCUUCUGCAUGACGGCCGGCACCUCGCCCUUCCUGCACGACACCGAGGACGAGCUCCAGCUGUACUACAACAUCAUCGAGGGCAGCAUGCUCUUCCCCCCGGCCUUCCCCGCCGUCACGCGCACGCUCGUCGAGGGCCUCAUGCAGAUGGACCCCGUGCAGCGGCUCGGCCACGGCAACCUCGGGCACCAGGCGCUCAAGCAGCACAAGUUCUUCGACGGCGUGGACUGGGAGAAGAUCGCCGAGGGCACGCACCCGCUCCCUGCGGACCUCUUUCGCGCCAUGGAGGACUUCACGGGGCUCGCGGGGUCGGCGCGGCAAGCGGGCGAGAGCGGCGGACAUUUUGUCAUCUGA